Molecule: messenger RNA, 1235 nt
Organism: Hyla sarda
Lineage: Eukaryota; Metazoa; Chordata; Amphibia; Anura; Hylidae
Product: transmembrane epididymal protein 1A-like
Exons: 2
Coding region: 378-1235 (285 amino acids)
Source: RefSeq, a predicted model, not a curated record
GCUGCUGUGCUCACCACAAGCUUAACAAUAUACCCUGUCUACUCAAGAUUGAAGAAUUCUGCAUCUCUAAGAAAGCAAUAUACCAGGGAGUGAUAACUGUGCAUCAGAAGGACCACAAAGAGACUGCUAACAAUAAGCCAUCACAGAAAGACAAAUUAGAAAAGGAUACAUCAACAGAGGAACAUAAAAGCCAACGCAGACAUUGCAGAUGCCAGAUUCACAUUCUUUGACAACAUAUCCCUGUGACUUUUCUAACCUAGCACUGCAAGUGAAGAACUCUCCACACUGAAGAAUUAAAGAACUCAAGAAACCUGUGACCUAUUUUCUUUCAGUGCAAUCUAUUGAUCUAGUCCAGUACUAGCCUCUGCAUUUACACAAUGGGGACCUUUAUUGGACACAUUUCUCCUGGGCUAGCGUUUUUAUCUUUUGGUUUACUGUAUACUAUUCGCUACUCUUGGAUGGUGCUGAAUGGAUGUCGUGUUCAAUAUGGUCCUCAACCAAAGACGAAUCAAAAAUACUGGAAGAAGUUGCCCAUAGAGGCAUUAAUGAAGUUGAUUUAUGGCUUUAUGGCUGUUUUAGCAGAAUUUUUCUUUCCACCAGGAGUGCAGAAACUGCGCUUCUUCCGAUCAGAUGAUCCUGAAUAUCACUUUCAACACCCCAGCGAAUGGCAACAUGCUACCAUGUAUGGCUUCUUUUGUUUUAGCGGGGUCUUAGAUAUUGUGAGUCAAUCGUGCCUCCAGAAACGAUGGCCAUUGCUUGAACAUGUUGGGACAACUUCUGCUUUUUUCAUUACAACGCUGCUCUUGAAGUUCCAUAAUCAUGGAAAAGAGGCAGUAGAGGUACAAGUCCACUAUCUGCUGCUGAUCACUACUGCUUUGACUUGUCUGAUAAUGAUUGUGGAAAUCUGGCAGCCAAACCAUCGGGAACUCUGGUUUGCUAAAGCUUUACUAGUGAAUGUGCAAGGGACAUGGUUGCUUCACGCUGCCUUUAUUUUAUAUUGUCCACCAACAGGUCAUGCCUGGGACUCAGGAGACCCUGCUAAUCACAUGUUUCUCACCACUUUUUACUGUUGGCACCUGGCACUAGAUGCAGGGCUAAUGGGUGUACUGUUCUGGAUAACUCUUAUUCUGCACAGGCGCUGGGGUAACAGACUAGGAAGAGAUUGUUACCAGCUAGCUGGGGAUAAAGCAGAAAUGGCAAAGCUCACUGGAGAAGACGUAGAUGAAGAAAUGUAA